AUGAAAUUGUUGAUCGUCAUCCUGCUCUUGGCUGUCGUCACAGUCGUUUGCGCUCGGCCCUUCGAGGAGAUUAUCGAAAAGGAGAUUAUUCGCGGAGGACCCCGAAGUGGUGGUGGUUUUGGAGGUCGAGGGUUUAAUGGCGGUGGCUUCAACAACGGCUUCGGAGGUCGCGGCCUCAAUGGAGGCGGUGGCUUCAACAACGGAUUCGGACGCAAA
Mesorhabditis spiculigera is the source of this 216-nucleotide messenger RNA. Lineage: Eukaryota; Metazoa; Nematoda; Chromadorea; Rhabditida; Rhabditidae. The record is from the annotation of a GenBank genome assembly.